AUGGGACUUCUCUGGUGCAGCGUGAUUUUCCUUUGGACAAUUGUAGGAGCUGAGGUGUCCACUUCAGGGUACAAGCUAGCAGUUGUUUGUGAAAAAGAAGGACAUCUUGUGGAGGUACUUGAUCGAUACGUCACGAUUAGUCUCAAUAAUGAAUCUCACGUUGAUGAAACAGUACAAAGCUUCCUUAUACAUGUUCGUGAAGAGAGAUCUAACGCUAAAAACAUAGCUGAAUGGAUUGGUCAUCCAAUCAAUGCCUACCACCUGGUCAAGAGGACAGCAAAAGACUGGUUAAAGGUCCAGCAGAAAAUCAACUGCAAUACGUGUUUACCUACCAUUGCAGCACAGGAAUUCUAUUCAUCCUGGAAUCAGAUAAUAGAUCGACAAGGCAUUUGGACGAGUAGCAAUGAUAUCAUGAUUGCUGAGAAAGGCUUAGCAAGACUUUAUGAAACCUACGCCAUUGACUAUAAAACUCUGAUAUCAGGGACCAUUUUAAACGUUAGCACAACCCCGUUAACGCCUGCAGAUGCCAUCAGUAUAGCAUUACAUCUGGAGAAAGAGCCAAAAAUCACGUGGAUCGAAAAGUUACUGGAGACGGAGGAGAUUUCCGAUAAAGAGUCUCUACUUUACGAUCUAGCUAUGGCCUACCAUAUGGUGAAAAAGUCCCAGAAAGCACUGGAUAUAUUGAAAAACCUACAGCAGACAAGUACCCGACCAAUGAAAGGCAUUAUAAGGAUUGUCAGACAGGCGGCCAAGAAAUCUGUUGAUACCGAACCGUAUGAGAGUCCUUUCUUCCAUCAGGAAAAAUUAGCGAAAGCCUACAGAAAUCUUUGUCAGGAAAACUCACAGGAAGUGAAGUCUGCACCGGUCCUUCACUGUUACAACAAAGUAACACAGAUUCCCUACUACACAGCAAAGGAGGAAGUCAUAAACUACGUGCCACGUGUGUCACGGUUUCAUGACGUUAUAUCAGAUCAAGAAAUUUCACAGCUUAUGAAUGCAAGCAAGUAUCAAUUGAAGCCAGCCAGUGUUGUCGGAAAGGAUGGUAAAUACACUUCUGUUUUUAAAACCAGGACUGGUGAAACAGCUUGGAUACAUCCUUCAGAAGAAAUCGCAAUAAGACUAGACAGAAGAGUCACACUACUGACGGGACUAGAUUCAUUUUCGGCAGAAUAUUUCGAGGUAGUGAACUACGGACUUGGCGGACAUUAUCUAUGGCAUUAUGAUGCACUAGAUUUACUAAACAAGAAAAAUAUUGAUCGUGAUUACGAACUUGGAGACAGAAUAGCUACCUGGAUGUUUUACCUAAGCGAUGUACAGGCAGGUGGCGCCACAGUCUUUCCUAGACUGAGUCUAAGGAUACCCCCAAUAAAAGGGACUGCUGUUUUUUGGUAUAACCUUCUACCAAGUGGAGAGCGUGAUGAUCGGUCACAGCAUGGAUCCUGUCCUGUCCUUCUCGGUUCCAAAUGGAUUACUACCAAGUGGAUACUAGAACACCGCCAGGAAUUCCGGAAACCUUGUAGAAUAAAUCCUAUGGAUGAACAUUUAUGA
Molecule: messenger RNA, 1548 nt
Organism: Ylistrum balloti
Lineage: Eukaryota; Metazoa; Mollusca; Bivalvia; Pectinida; Pectinidae
Product: prolyl 4-hydroxylase subunit alpha-1-like
Exons: 13
Coding region: 1-1548 (515 amino acids)
Biological process (GO): peptidyl-proline hydroxylation to 4-hydroxy-L-proline
Cellular component (GO): endoplasmic reticulum
Molecular function (GO): L-ascorbic acid binding; iron ion binding; procollagen-proline 4-dioxygenase activity
Source: RefSeq, a predicted model, not a curated record